GCGCUGCAGGAGUGGAAGAUGUCGAGCUCCGUGGCAUCCUACGAGCAGCUGGUACGGCAGGUGGAGGCCCUGAAGGCCGAGAACAGCUACCUGCGGCAGGAGCUGCGGCACAACUCCAGCCACCUGUCCAAGCUGGAGACUGAGACGUCGGGCAUGAAGGAGGUGCUGAAGCAGCUACAGGGGAAGCUGGAGCAGGAGGCGCGCGUGCUGCUGUCCUCGGGGCAGACCGAGGUCUUGGAGCAGCUGAAAGCCCUGCAGAUGGACAUCACCAGCCUGUACAACCUCAAGUUCCAGCCUCCCGCGCUGGGGCCCGAGCCCGCCGCGCCGCGCACCCCGGAGGGAAGCCCGGUGCACGGCCCCGCGCCCUCCAAGGACAGCUUUGGGGAGCUGGGCCGGGCCACCAUCCGCCUCUUGGAGGAGCUGGACCGCGAACGGUGUUUCUUGCUGAAUGAGAUUGAGAAGGAAGAGAAGGAGAAACUGUGGUACUACUCGCAGCUGCAGGGCCUGUCCAAGCGCCUGGACGAGCUGCCGCACGUGGAGACGCAGUUCUCCAUGCAGAUGGACCUCAUCCGCCAGCAGCUGGAGUUCGAGGCGCAGCACAUCCGCUCGCUGAUGGAGGAGCGCUUCGGCACCUCGGACGAGAUGGUGCAGCGGGCACAGAUCCGUGCAUCCCGCCUGGAGCAGAUCGACAAGCAGCUGCUGGAGGCGCAGGACCGGGUGCAGCAGACGGAGCCCCAGGCGCUGCUGGCUGUGAAGUCGGUGCCCGUGGACGAGGAGCCCGAGGCGGAGGCUCCCACGCACCCCGACGACGGCGCCCCUCAGCCUGGCAACAGCAAGGUGGAGGUGGUCUUCUGGCUGCUGUCCAUGCUGGCGACGCGGGACCAGGAGGACACGGCGCGCACGCUGCUGGCCAUGUCCAGCUCGCCCGAGAGCUGCGUGGCGAUGCGCCGCUCGGGCUGCUUGCCGCUGCUGCUGCAGAUCCUCCACGGCGCCGAGGCGGGCGCGGGAGCGAGCGCACGCGCCAGCGGCCCGGGGACGCCGGGCGCCAAGGACGCCCGCAUGCGCGCCAACGCGGCGCUGCACAACAUCGUCUUCUCCCAGCCGGACCAGGGCCUGGCGCGCAAGGAGAUGCGCGUGCUGCACGUGUUGGAGCAGAUCCGCGCCUACUGCGAGACCUGCUGGGACUGGCUGCAGGCGCGCGCCGGCGGGGGUGAGCCGGGCCCCUUGCCCACAGCGCCAGUGCCCAUCGAGCCGCAGAUCUGCCAGGCCACCUGCGCCGUGAUGAAGCUGUCCUUUGACGAGGAGUACCGCCGGGCCAUGAACGAGCUGGGUGGGCUGCAGGCCGUGGCGGAGCUGUUGCAGGUGGACCAUGAGAUGCACGGGGUGACCCGGGACCCCCUGAACCUGGCCCUGCGGCGCUACGCAGGCAUGGCCCUCACCAACCUCACCUUCGGAGAUGUCGCCAACAAGGCCACGCUGUGCGCUCGCCGGGGCUGCAUGGAGGCCAUCGUGGCCCAGCUGGCCUCGGAGAGCGAGGAGCUGCACCAGGUGGUGUCCAGCAUCCUGCGCAACCUGUCCUGGAGGGCGGACCUCAGCAGCAAGAAGACCCUGCGGGAAGUGGGCAGCGUGUCCGCGCUGACACAGUGCGCACUGCGGGCCUGCAAGGAGUCCACCCUCAAGAGCGUGCUGAGCGCCCUGUGGAACCUGUCGGCGCACAGCACGGAGAACAAGGCGGCCGUGUGCGCCGUGGACGGCGCCCUGGGCUUCCUGGUGAGCACGCUGACCUACAAGUGCCAGGGCGCCUCGCUGGCCAUCAUCGAGAGCGGCGGCGGCAUCCUGCGCAACGUGUCCAGCCUGGUGGCCACGCGCGAGGACUACCGGCAGGUGCUCCGCGACCACAACUGCCUGCAGACGCUGCUGCAGCACCUGACCUCGCACAGCCUGACCAUCGUGAGCAACGCGUGCGGCACGCUCUGGAACCUGUCGGCCCGCAGCGCGCGCGACCAGGAGCUGCUGUGGGACCUGGGCGCCGUGGGCAUGCUGCGCAACCUGGUGCACUCCAGGCACAAGAUGAUCGCCAUGGGCAGCGCCGCGGCCCUGCGCAACCUGCUGGCCCACAGGCCCGCCAAGCACCAGGCGGCCGCCACGGCCGUGUCCCCCGGCGCCUGCGUGCCCAGCCUCUACGUGCGCAAGCAGCGGGCGCUGGAGGCGGAGCUCGACGCCCGGCACCUGGCGCAGGCGCUCGGCCACCUGGAGAAGCAGGCCCUGCCUGAGGCCGAGGCCGCCGCCAAGAAGCCGCUGCCGCCCCUGCGGCACCUGGACGGGCUGGCGCGGGACUACGCCUCCGACUCGGGCUGCUUCGACGACGACGACGCGCCUUCCCUGGCCGCCGCCACCGCCGAGCCCGCCAGCCCGGCCGUGCUCUCCCUCUUCCUGGGCAGCCCCUUCCUGCAGGGCCAGGCGCUGGCCCGCACCCCGCCAGCCCGCCGCGGCCUGGAGCCCGAGAAGGAGGCCAGCGGAGAGGCGGCCGUGGCGGCCAAGGCCAAGGCCAAGCUGGCACUGGCGGUGGCGCGGAUCGACCGUCUGGUGGAGGACAUCUCGGCCUUGCACACCUCGUCCGACGACAGCUUCAGCCUCAGCUCUGGGGAUCCCGGGCAGGAGGCACCGCGGGAGGGCCGGGCGCAGUCCUGCUCGCCCUGCCGUGGCCCUGAGGGCGGCCGGCCGGAGGCGGGAGGCCGGGCGCACCCCCUGCUCCGGCUCAAGGCGGCCCACGCCAGCCUCUCCAACGACAGCCUCAACAGCGGCAGCACCAGCGACGGCUACUGCCCGCGGGAGCACAUGCGGCCCUGCCCGCUGGCCGCGCUGGCCGAGCACCGCGAGGAGCUCCCGGGCGGGCAGCCGCGGCCCGCUCGGCUCGACCUCGACCUGCGGGGCGGCCAGGCUGAGGGGCCUGCCCGGGACGCCGCCAGCACCGAUGCCCGUGUGCGCACCAUCAAGCUGUCGCCCACCUAUCAGCACGUGCCGCUGCUGGAGGCUGCGGGCAGGGCCAGUGCAGGGGCCCCCGGCGGCCCCGAGGCACCCCCCGCCGCCCGGAAGCAGGCCUGGCUGGUGGCGGAGGGCCUGAGCCAGGUGCCCGAGAAGCUGGGGGCCGGGCGGCCAGCCGCAGCCAGCAGGGUGCUGCAGAGGCUGGUGGCGCAGGAGGGGCCCCUCUCGCUGUCCCGCUGUAGCUCGCUGUCCUCGCUGUCCUCAGCCGGACGCCCGGGCCCCAGCGAGGCCGGAGACCUGGACAGUGACUCCUCCCUCGAGGGCCUGGAGGAGGCCGGCCCCGGAGAGGCAGAGCUGGACGGGGCGUGGCGCGGGCCGGGCGCCGCCUCCCUGCCCGUGGCCAUCCCGGCGCCCCGGCGGGGCCGUGGCCGGGGCCUGGGCGUGGAGGACGCCACACCGUCCAGCUCAUCCGAGAACUGCGUGCAGGAGACGCCGCUGGUGCUGAGCCGCUGCAGCUCCGUGAGCUCCCUGGGCAGCUUCGAGAGCCCGUCCAUCGCCAGCUCCAUCCCCAGCGACCCCUGCAGUGGGCUGGGCAGCGGCACGGUGAGCCCCAGCGAGCUGCCCGACAGCCCCGGGCAGACCAUGCCGCCCAGCCGCAGCAAGACGCCGCCGGCCGCGCCACCCGGCCAGCCGGAGAGCAGCCAGUUCAGCCUGCAGUGGGAGAGCUACGUGAAGCGCUUCCUGGACAUCGCCGACUGCCGCGAGCGCUGCCGCCUGCCGUCCGAGCUGGACGCUGGCAGCGUGCGCUUCACUGUGGAGAAGCCGGACGAGAACUUCUCCUGCGCCUCCAGCCUCAGCGCGCUCGCCCUGCACGAGCACUACGUGCAGCAGGACGUGGAGCUGCGGCUGCUGCCGCCCACCUGCCCUGACCACGGUGCUGGCCAGCGCCGGCGAGAAGAGGCCGCCGGACGCCAGGAGGGGCCGGCGCCCGUGGGCUCCCGCACCCGCGGGGCCACGGACCAGGAGCUGGAGCUGCUGCGCGAGUGCCUGGGGGCGGCCGUGCCCGCGCGGCUCCGCAAGGUGGCCUCGGCGCUGGUGCCCGGCCGCCGGGCGCUGCCCGUCCCGGUCUACAUGCUGGUGCCCGCCCCGGACCGGGAGGACGACUCGUGCGCCGACUCGGCCGAGGGCACGCCGGUCAACUUCUCCAGCGCCGCGUCCCUCAGCGACGAGACCCUGCAGGGGCCCCCCAAGGAGCAGCCCCGGGGCCGGCUGGACAGGCAGGAGCCCCCCGGCCUCGCGGCCCCCUCCAGCCAGGUCUCAGGGCACCGGCUCAAGGCCGGGGGCACCGGCCGAAGCCCGGAGCAGGCACGGGGCACAGGCAGGAGCCGGGCCGGGCUGGAGCUGCCCCUGGGCAGGCCCCCAAGUGCCCACUCGGACCGGGCUCGGGGGGAAGGGGGGAGGCAGUCCCUGUGCCUCACGACGCCCACCGAGGAGGCCGUGUACUGCUUCUACGACUCUGACGAGGCGCCCUCCUCGGCCGGGCCGCCCCCGCGGCGACCGUCGGCCAUCCCGCGGGCCCUGAAGCGGGGCGGGAAGGAGGCCCGGGCCCCAGCCAAGGCAGCCGCUCCGGCCCAGCCGCCCCCGCGGGCCCAGCCCCGGCUGAUCGCCGACGAGACCCCACCUUGCUACUCCCUGAGCUCCUCGGCCAGCUCUCUCAGCGAGCCCGAGCCCUGUGAGCGGCCGGCCAGCCGCCGGGGAGGCCCGGAGCCCACAGUGCCCCAGGCCCCGCGCCGGGGAGGCGGGGGUGACAGCUCCCCCAGCCCGCGCUCCGAGGAGGCGCUCCUGCGCCGCUGCAUCGGCUCGGCCAUGCCCAGGCGCCGGCCCCUGGCCUCUGGCCCCCGGCGCCGCAAGGCCCGGGCUGCCGGGCAGGACGAGCGGCCGGCGGAGGCGCCCCGGGACUGUGGCGAGGAGGCAGCCGGCUCAGACCGGGCCUCCGACCUGGACAGCGUUGAGUGGCGCGCCAUCCAGGAGGGCGCCAACUCCAUUGUCACGUGGCUGCACCAGGCGGCCGCGGCGGCCCCCCGCGAGGCCUCCUCCGAGUCCGACUCGCUCCUGUCCCUGGGGUCUGCUCUGUCCACAGGCCCCUCCCUGCAGCUCUCCAAGCGCAGGAGCAGGCGCCAGCCCGGGGCCGGGGCUGGGGCCGGGGAGGGCAGUGCCCGGCGGCCGGAGAAACGGAGCCUGGUCUCAGCCAAGAGCGGCGCGAGCCCCCGCACGCCUGGCGGCCCUGAGAAGCCACGCGCGGCUCAGAAGGUAGCGGCGGGGGUGCCGGCCGUUCUCCGGGGCCGGACAGUGAUCUACGUGCCCAGCCCGGCCACCCGGCCCCAGCCCAAAGCUGUCCCUGGCCCCCGGGCCACACCGAGGAAGGCGGCGGAGCCCCCCAGCCCGGCACAGCCGCCAGCCGCGGGCAAGGCGCCGGCGCCCGGGCAGCAGCGCUCUCGGAGCCUGCACCGGCCGGGCAAGAUCUCGGAGCUGGCGGCGCUGAGCCACGCCCCCAGGAGCGCCACGCCCCCUGCUCGUCUGGCCAAGACCCCAUCUUCAAGCUCCUCCCAGACCUCGCCCGCCGCUCAGCCUCUGCCCAGGAAGUCGCCCCCGGCCACCCCAGCUGCAGGGUCUCUGCCCGGCCCGACAGCCCCCGGCGUGCCCAAGACGCCGGCGCGGGCCCUGCUGGCCAAGCAGCACAAGACCCAGAAGUCGCCCGUCCGGAUCCCGUUCAUGCAGAGGCCGGCCAGGCGCGGGCCGCCGCCGCUGGCCAGACCCGCCCCGGAGCCCAGCCCCAGAGGCCGCGAGGGGGCAGCGGGGGCGCGUGGGGGCCGACUGGGCCUGGUGCGUGUGGCCUCCGCCCGCUCCAGCGGCAGCGAGUCCUCGGACCGCUCGGGCUUCCGGCGCCAACUGACCUUCAUCAAGGAGUCGCCCGGCUUGCUGCGCCGCCGGCGCACGGAGCUGUCCCCCGCCGCCGGCUCCGCCGCCUCCGCCUCCACCUCCCAGGGCGCGUCGCCCCGCCGCGGCCGGCCCGCGCUCCCCGCCGUCUUCCUCUGCUCUUCGCGCUGCGACGAGCUGAGGGCGGCGCCCCGGCAGCAGCCGACCAGGCCGGGGUCCGGCCCCGGCCCGCGCGCGCCCCGGCGCACCAGCUCCGAGAGCCCGUCGCGCCUGCCCGUGCGUGCGUCCCCCGCGCGGCCGGAGGCGGUCAAGCGCUACUCCUCCCUGCCCCACAUCAGCGUGGCCCGCAGGCCCGACGGCGCGGCCCCGGGAGCGCCCCCGGCGCACGCCCCCCAGCGCCGCGGGAGCGAUGGCGAGGCGCGGCCGCUGCCCAGGGUGGUCGCGCCAGGCACGACGUGGCGGCGCAUCCGGGACGAGGACGUCGCGCACAUCCUGCGCAGCACCCUGCCCGCCACGGCCCUGCCGCUCCGGGGCGCCUCGCCCGAGGAGGGCCCGGCCGGCCCCCCGCCGCGGAAGACCAGCGACGCCGUGGUGCAGACGGAGGAGGUGGCCCAGCCCAAGACCAACGCCAGCACGUCCCCGAGCCUGGAGAGCAGGGAGCAGCCCCCCGCCCCAACCGGCGCCCCGGCCGCCCUCCUGGGCAGCGACGUGGACGGGCCCGCCCCGACCAAGGGCCCUGCCCCCGCGCCCUUCGCCCACGAGGGCUUGGGUAUCGCCGUGGGGGGCUUCCCUGCCAGCCGGCAUGGCUCCCCGAGCCGCGCAGCGCGCGUCCCGCCCUUCAACUACGUGCCCAGCCCCAUGGCGGCGGCCACGGCCACCACGGACUCUGCCGUGGAGAAGGCCCCGGCCCCUGCCCCCACUGGCCUCCUGGAGUAGGCCCCGGCCAGCCUGGCGGAUGCUGUGCAGAUGCGCCUAGCAGGCCAGCUCACCGCGGCCGCACCUCGCCAAGGCCUCCUCUCAGAAGGGAAUGGGGUGCAAGUGCCCCCUAGAGGCGACCCCGGGGGAGCCACUGCUGGAACCCCAAGGCUCCCGCGGCCGAGGGGAGGGAGCAGGCUCAGGAGGCGGGCUGGGCUGUCGCGCUUAGCAGGACGGGAGCCUGCAAUUACUGCUCCUGCUAAUUCCUUAAUGAGGGCCCCGCCAGUUGGUUUCCACUCCCAGCCUCAGCUGGGGGAGCAGGGGUGUGGGCUGGAGCCCAGACAGCGCCCCAGGGAGGGCCGAGGGAAAGGUGGCAGGGAGGGGAGGGGGCCGCCAGGCUACCCUGGACCCCCACCCCCCGGUGGGGGAGGCUGGAGGCCAGCAGGCGUGUGAGAGGGACGGGUUCC
Molecule: messenger RNA, 7304 nt
Organism: Lepus europaeus (European hare)
Lineage: Eukaryota; Metazoa; Chordata; Mammalia; Lagomorpha; Leporidae
Gene: APC2
Product: APC regulator of WNT signaling pathway 2
Exons: 14
Coding region: 19-6858 (2279 amino acids)
Biological process (GO): negative regulation of canonical Wnt signaling pathway; nervous system development; negative regulation of microtubule depolymerization
Cellular component (GO): catenin complex; cytoplasmic microtubule; beta-catenin destruction complex
Molecular function (GO): microtubule binding; beta-catenin binding; gamma-catenin binding
Source: RefSeq, a predicted model, not a curated record